This is a messenger RNA of Phytophthora nicotianae INRA-310, 4237 nucleotides long. RefSeq lists its product as hypothetical. The record is from RefSeq and is a predicted model, not a curated record. Gene Ontology annotation, cellular component: membrane; endomembrane system. The coding region runs from base 287 to 2002 and encodes 571 amino acids. NCBI's taxonomy places the organism in Eukaryota, Oomycota, Peronosporomycetes, Peronosporales, Peronosporaceae. The transcript is spliced from 2 exons.
AUUCCGCUCUCGUUGCCACGUUUUCACUCUCCAAGGCACGCACCGGUGCGGAAUCCACUCGCUGAAGCGCCAGCGGACGAGGAACUGCGGCAACAUGGGGGUGCUUAGAGCGAUGUGGUCAUGGAUCACCUUCACCACUGUCUCCUGCGCGAUAUUUGUGAGUUGUUUACAGUCUAAAGCGCUUUAUAGCCCCGGAUACGUCUAACAUGGUGUUUGUGAUUCUUUGCUGCGGUCUUUGGAUGCGGUGGUGUGAUUAUUGUGUUCCUGCUGUCUGUAGUCGGCUUACAUGGCGUUCGUGGGCCGCCAGGUUUACAGGAUCAUGUACCCAACAUUCUCGGAUAGUCCGAAUACUUUGGACCCGUUGUGGGGUGAGGGUCAGCCACUGGACGUGACGUGCUACUUAUCUUCUCGCCAGGAAUGGGAUGCGGCCAAGGACUUCAACGCUGGAGCACUGCACUUGGGAGCCUUCAAGUCUCUCACGUUCGACUGGGAGAGCUCCAACUCCAGACAUCUGGAUUUCAAUAUCUCUCGCCAGACGCUGGCAGAGCUCACAAAUGACUCGAGAUUGGCGAACCAGGUCUGGAACGCACUGAAGGGCAACGCAUCUGUGUUCUUACACGUCCAUGUAACCCACGCUGGGUUCUCGCCAGACCCGAGGGACAGAGAGAGCUACGACCAGUACAGGACCAUCCACCAGGCCUCCACCCUUGUCAAAUAUGCACCAAGACCUAAUGCGAAGAACACUAGUCUGCUGUUGGCUUCUGCGAAGGCACAGAGUGACUCAACGUCGAAGGUGCAGGAGGAAGCAGCGAUCAUUUCGUACUGGAAGCCAGCGGCGAGCGUUCGCCUAGUGACGGACUUUACGAGAUACCCGGUCGAGGAACUGCCCGUAAUGGUUUACCAGAACUUACGCUACGUGCAGCACCCGAUGGAUCAGCGUUGGCGCUACUUGCCAGCACUGUAUGUGGAUGAUCUAUCGCAGACUCAAGAUAAGCUUGUGCCUUUAAACUCGACACUGGACGAUGGCAAUGGUGGCGAAGUUGUUCUUCCGCUGCUACUGUCCUGGUCUCCGCUGUCAUUUGCUCGUUGGCAGAUGCAGCUGACGUUUGCAACGGUUUUCGUCUCACAGGAGCAAAUGGGCGUACCGUCUAGCGAUCUGGAUGCGCUCCGUUCCAUGGUUACUGACACUCAUCCGGUUCUUCUGGCUGUCACGAUGAGCGUGUCGCUUCUCCAUUUACUGUUUGAUUGGCUGGCUUUUCGCCAUGAUGUGAGCUACUGGCGUGCUAAAGGAGACAAUGUUGUUGGUGUGUCGCUACGUGCUAUGGCGGCUGAAUUGGGUUCGCAGACUGUGGUCUUACUGUACCUUGUCGACCAAGACUCGACGCUGCUAGUCACCGGACCACAAUUCAUCAGUGUCAUACUGCUUGUCUGGAAAGUUACGAAGGUCUGGAGUGCUCAACGUCGUCAACUUAAAGCUAAGUCCAUUGCUCCAACCGAUGCAGCUGAGGACAAGACGAAAACGAUGGAUAGGCAUAGCUUGCGACUGCUGGAGGAAACUCAACGUGCUGACUCGCUAGCUACGUCACACAUGCUGUUCGUACUGGCACCUUUAGCUGCGGGUUACGCCGUGUAUUCGCUGCUGUACGUCCCGCAUGCUGGUUGGUACGCCUGGUUGCUUGAAUCUCUCACUACGACAGUGUACGCCUUGGGAUUCGUGUUCAUGCUCCCGCAGUUGGUCAUCAACUACCGACUCAAGUCAGUGGCACACUUGCAGUGGCGGUUGCUCGUCUACCGUGCGCUCAACACGUUCAUCGACGACUUGUUCGCCUUCGUGAUCAAGAUGCCAACGCUGCACCGCAUCUCGUGUUUCCGCGAUGAUAUUGUCUUUGUCGUGUAUUUGUACCAGCGGUGGAUCUACCCUGUGGAUACCCAGCGACCGGGAGAUGUCGCUGAUGGAGCUCCAACUCCUGACGGCUCCUCUAGCAAGCCUCACAACGAAUAAACACGUGGAGUUGAAGCUGCUUUGUCAACUGUCGCAAAACAUGAUCUCAGUGCAUUGAAUUAUCAUAAUCCGGUAAGAAACAGGUACACCCGUACAGUACGACUGAAUGUUGAAUGAGGUGUGUUCAUCGUGGACAAGUGAAUCUUGAUGCCAUAUUGACGACUUCUCAUCGAGCACGUGCGAGAUCUUUCGGUGCUUUCAAUGUGAACACUAAGCCAUAUCUCUUUGGAUCUUUAGUCAUCAAACUGCUGGGUUUAAGCAAGAAGUGAAGAGAGGAUAGAGGAACCGAAGCAAGAGACUGAGGUCUCGAACGCGAUGAAAGUUGUGUUAUGUCUUCGCGCACCCUGAGCUGUGCUGGCUCAGCCCUCUGGUGAUUCUACCUGGAUGGCAACUUCAUUGAAGUCGGGGUUUUCAGAGUCGGGAAGCUACAAGACGUGGAUGUUCGGAGGUUGUAGUGGCUGGAACUGGAGCUGGGACGGCGACGCUGGUUGGGACCCAAGCAAGGAGCUUUGGCACUCCCAGCCUUCCUGGACUUGGACUCGCCCCACCCACCUGAUGACAUGAUGUACGUCGAGAACUGGGGAACUCCACCGACUCGGACGAUUCCAUCACGUCGAUCAUUUUACUUUGGGUAAACCAGUGCGUCGAGCGGGUGAGCGUGCUGACUGCGGUUGACGAGACUAUUCGUGCUCUUGACGUUCGUAUGGCGUGCUGUCGGACUUCGAUGCCUUCGUGCUGGAUCAAUAGGAUAAUGCUGAAUGCCUCUACGAUGACUGGCUCUGGUAUGCUCGAUACCUGGUUAUAAGAUUCUAAAUCACGUUGGUCCUCAUGGAGAUACCAAGAUGAAAUCUCAGUUUCCAUUACGAUGAUCCUGUCUUCCGUUAGGGACUUGCCAAUAGCACUAUCUAUUGCUAGAAAGCUGGAUACCGGUAUUCAAUUUUUUGUCGAGACGAGGUGCUCCGCAGGUAACCGCAAUUGCCGAGGCAGGUGGUCGAAUGGUGAUCUUGGAGCACUGUCGCGCGUAGGUCGGGUGAACUGCACUAAUUCAAACUACAUUCACUCGAUCAAAUACAUCGACAAAGUUACUACUACUGUAGCAGUACAGAUCAGCCAAGCUGCCGAGUUUGUGUUCAUCUAAUGCAGUAAGUUUGUUACUGUUGUCUCGAAACGAACAUCUUAAGUCUGUGUACUGUACAGUAACUGUUCAAAGCUGAUCAAGAUCGAAUUCUUCAACCUCAUAGUCAUCUUCAUCCGAGCUUGAACCCAAAGAAUCGCUCGUGGCGUCACUACCUCCACGCAUGUGCGCAGCAAGCACUUCUUCAAGAUGAUUUACGUAUUCGAAGCUGGUUUUGCAGUCCAGUGAACAGAAUCUCCCUGUAUCGCAACUCAAAGAUGAAAGAGCAGUGAAGAACAAACACUCGCAGUUGACGCAGUGAGUUUGUCGCUUCCUCCAGCUUGAAUCGCAGUCGUCGUCGUCGUCACCAGUUUCCUCGCGAAUACUUCGCGUCCUUGAUGCUGGUUGUUCUGACGAGCUGUAUCGGCUUGGGACGAUGACAUUGGCGCUAGCGUGGCGAACAAAGGGCUCGGUAGCAGCAGUGGGCACAGAUUCUGGCUUACCCGACCAUGACUUGGGCCGAGUUUCAUCUGAAGAUUGUCUCGACUUGAAGAUAAGCCUGAACAUGCGAGAUGCAAGGCUUGGACGGUGCGGAAGUUCUGGACACGGUUUGACCAGCACUCCGGUGUUACUUGAUACCCGAAAAGCUCUCUUCCUUUCCAGACGUGGUACGUGCUCCAUGAGUUACUUGCCUUGAAUGGCGGAUUGGAAAGUGAGCAUGGAAUUCUACUGUACAUUAUACGAUAACUCUUGUCUGCUCCCAGUUCAAGGGAUGAGAUCAAGUUUUGUCUGUUCUUGGAAAACGAGACGGGGUUUACUUUAGAAAACGAAUUGUCGAGCAGUCUAGCUUUUAAAAAGCCGGAUUACGCUAGCAGUAAGUACGGUGAACGGUGGUAUGGAAGCGCUGCCUUUGUAAUCACUCCGAGAAAGGGAUUGGGAGUCGGCAAUUCACCUUGCUCUGGGUGAGUCAGGCCUUUAGAUCUCUUUGCAACCAGCACAGACGAUUGGUUCUCUAAUCCAUUUUGUCGUGUUUUAAAUUCAGCUACAUGUACCUCGUGAUUUUGUUUUGUAAAAGAAUUUCAGAUUUUUUAAAGGGGUUAAAAGAACUCACUGAGACCGUA